Psammomys obesus (fat sand rat) is the source of this 2274-nucleotide messenger RNA. Its product is annotated as vomeronasal type-2 receptor 116-like. NCBI's taxonomy places the organism in Eukaryota, Metazoa, Chordata, Mammalia, Rodentia, Muridae. Gene Ontology annotation, molecular function: G protein-coupled receptor activity. The record is from RefSeq and is a predicted model, not a curated record. Gene Ontology annotation, cellular component: membrane. Gene Ontology annotation, biological process: G protein-coupled receptor signaling pathway.
AUGUACCCCCAGGGGCCCAGGCCCCUGGCCUCGGGCUGCUGCUACCUCUAUGCAUUCCUGCACCUGGAUCAGAGCGCAAGGCGCUCUCCCUCCCUACAGGACCAGCUGGAUACUUGCUGGCCAUCACCUGGUGACCAGAAUCCAGCAAGAUCAAGAUGGAAAAACUAUCAAAUUAUGCUGACCUUAUACUUUGCCAUUGAGGAAAUCAAUAAGGACUCACAACUGCUUCCUAAUGUGACCAUGGGCUUCCAUAUCUACAAUGCCUUUAAUUCUAGCAAAAGAACCUUGGAGGGCCCUCUGAUGUUCUUGUCUGGAAGGAGUGAUUUUAUCCCUAAUUACAAAUGCAAAACACAACACAAAGCUCUAGGACUCAUUUCAGGAACCAGGCCGAAAUUUUCUGCUGCUAUUGGAACACUUUUGGAGCUCUACAAAGUCCCACACGUCACAUACGGACCUUUUGAUACUGAGCUAAGUGACAAAGUUACAUUCCCAUCCCUUUAUCAGAUGUCUCCUAAAGACAGAGGUCUAUCCCAUGGGGUGAUCUCUUUAUUGCUAUACUUCGGCUGGAAUUGGGUGGGGCUUGUGGUUGAUGAUCUGAAAGGAAAGGAGUUCCUCUCUAACCUGAAAGAAGAGACGGCAACAGAAGAUAUCUGUGUGGCUUUUACACAAAAUUUUCCUCCUUAUUGGAAGCUAGGGUUUAAAAAUGUUGCUGAUUUGGUGGACUUGAACCAACCUACACAAGUAAAUGUACAGGUAUUCUAUGGUGAUAUUGAUGACUUGCUGUUAUUCUGCAUUGAUAAUAAAAUCAUUUUAGCCAGAGGGAACGUGUGGAUCAUGGCAAAGCAACACUUCAUAUAUUUAGAGUCUGCAGCAAGGAAGGAGUAUCAUUUGAUAAACUUUUUCAGAGGAAAUGUCUCAUUUUCGAAGAAGAGAACUAUCCCUGGCUCCAAGAACUUUCUUGAGGAUCUUACACCAAACUGGUACCCGGGAGAUUUUUACUUCUAUAAAUUCUGGAUGGAUUUUUUUUGUUCACUUUCUGCUUUGCCAUGUAAAGUUCUUAAACCUUGCCCAGCAAAUAUUUCACUAAAUAUUAAGCAUGAAAAAAUUGAUAUGAUGACCAUUUCUGAGCCCAGCUAUUCCAUAUGGAAUGCAGUGCAUGCAAUGGCCCAUGCCUUCCACAAAAUGCUAUUGAACAAAACUGAAAUGGGAUCUAUGGAAGACAGAAACACAGACUAGCUUCUAUCAUGGCAGACUCCACAAUCUGUAUGUACACAAAGCUGUGGUCCAGGAUUCUGGAAAGUUCUACAAGAAGAAAGACCUGUCUGUUGUUUUUCUUGUGUAUUUUGUCCAGAGCAGCACAUUUCCAACCAGACAGAUCAGCAGGUGUGCAUCCCUUGCCCAAGUCAAGAGUACCCAAACCCUGAGAGAAACAAUUACCUGCCCAAGAGAUUGACCUUCUUGUCCUUUGAAGAUCCUCUUGGCAUGGCUCUGGCCUGCACAGCUCUGUGCUUCUCUGUCAGCACAACUGCAGUUUUGGGAAUCUUUCUUAAACACCAAGAAUCCGCCAUAGUUAAGGCCAAUAACCGGACUCUCAGCUACAUCCUGCUCAUCUCCAUCAUCCUCUGUUUCCUCUGCUCUUUUUUCUUCAUUGGCCACCCAAACACAACCCCCUGCAUACUUCAACAAAUAACAUUUGCACUUGUGUUCACCUUGGCUAUUUCCACCAUUUUGGCAAAAACUGUAACUGUAAUUCUGGCCUUUAGAGUCAUGAAACCAGGGAUAACAAUGAGAACAUUCUUUGUCUCAGGUGUCUAUAAUGCUGUCAUUCCCAUCUGUGUUGUGAUCCAACUUAUUCUCUGUGGAGUCUGGCUGGGAACCUCACCUCCCCAUAUUGACACAGAUGCACACUCUGAAAAUGCUCAAGUCAUCAUUUUAUGCAACAAGGGCUCAGCUACUGCUUUCUACUGUGUGCUGGCCUACUUAGGGACCCUGGCCCUAGGGAGCUUCACUAUGGCUUUCCUGGUGAGGAACCUGUCUGACACAUUCAAUGAGGCCAAGUUCCUGACAUUCAGCAUGCUGGUGUUCUGCAGUGUCUGGGUUAUCUUCAUCCCUGUCUACCAGAGCACCAAGGGCAAAGCCAUGGUUGCUGUGGAAAUCUUCUCCACUUUGGCCUCCAGUGCAGGACUUCUGGGAUGCAUCUUUUUCCCUAAAUGCUACAUUAUUCUCUUAAGACCUGAUAAGAACUCUUUGAGAUGUAUUAAAAACAAAAAAUAG